UCAAAACGAAGGUGAAGCUUUGCGGCCAUGGCGAUAACAGGCGACUGUCGGCGGAGAAUGGGAUCACGUCCUCAACAACCAAGGUUCUCCAUGAACUCCUCCAGCUGGCAAUGGCGGUUCUAGGGUUUUUAUCGAUUGACUACAAUUUCCAGAGGAUUAAGACGUCAUUAGUGUCGACAAAUCCAGUCUGAUUAAACUAUCAAUCCAAGGCAUCGUCAAUGACAAAUCCUCCUCACCCACCUCCUCUCCAUUCCGAUCGAUGAUUGAUUGCACAGACCGACAGCACAAACGCAAGAUUUAUUCGAUGAAAUCAGAGUGCCUGCCCCCACCUCCAAAUUUCUUUCUCCAAAUAUAGGAUAUUGCUCAGGUCUGGUCUCCUGUCGUUUUCCAGAAUCUCCACAACCUACCAAUCCAUACAUACAAAAAAAAUAAGGAUCUGCAUUUUAUCCAGGCCUCUUCGUUUUGAGGUGGACACAUUUAGGGAUUUGAAUAUUUUGCAGUAAGUGGUAAGAAGGUGGAAGUGUGAAAAAUGGAGAAUUAUGAUGUACUUGAACAGAUUGGUAAAGGCUCGUUUGGUAGCGCGCUUUUAGUUCGGCAUAAACUGGAGAAAAAGAAGUAUGUUUUGAAGAAAAUUCGCCUUGCUCGUCAGACCGAUCGAACCCGAAGAUCUGCCCACCAGGAGAUGGAGCUUAUUUCUAAAGUUCGGAACCCAUACAUCGUUGAGUACAAAGAUUCUUGGGUCGAAAAGGGUUGUUUUGUUUGCAUUGUGAUCGGGUACUGCGAAGGCGGAGACAUGGCAGAAGCCAUCAAGAAAGCAAACGGAGUUCAUUUCUCCGAGGAGAAGCUCUGCAAGUGGUUGGUUCAACUUCUGAUGGCGCUCGAUUACUUGCAUGCUAACCACAUACUCCACCGUGAUGUCAAGUGCUCGAAUAUAUUUCUCAUGAAAAAUCAGGAUGUUCGAUUAGGGGAUUUUGGUCUUGCAAAAGUGUUGACGGACGAUGAUCUUGCAUCCUCUGUUGUGGGCACGCCGAGUUACAUGUGCCCCGAGCUUCUUGCUGAUAUACCUUACGGCUCCAAGUCGGAUAUCUGGUCAUUAGGUUGCUGUUUUUACGAAUUAGCCGCUCACAAGCCUGCAUUCAAAGCUUUUGAUAUACAAGGACUGAUCCACAAAAUAAAUAAAUCAAUAGUGUCUCCACUCCCUACGAUGUAUUCCAGUUCAUUUCGCAGGCUUGUCAAGAGUAUGCUCCGAAAGAAUCCCGAGCUUAGGCCCAGUGCUGCAGAUUUGCUUAGACAUCCCCAUCUUCGUCCCUACAUCUUGAACCUUCAGCUCGAGUGUAACAACCCGAGACGGCAUACCCCUCCGUCUCUACAAUCGGACGUCGAUUAUGACAAGAAAACAAGGUUUCUCGAACCCAAAGGCGCUAAGACUGAGAAAAGGUUGUCGUUUGGCAACAACCGGGCGUUGAAUCCGAGCAUAUCGGGAUAUGGAUUGGAUUCUCCGGGUUCUUCGCUGAGGGCUCAAGAAUCUCUCACGCAGUCGAACUACAACAGAUUCUCUGAUCUGUCUGUCGCCGAAGAUUUGGGCAUCAUGAAAAGGUUUACAAAAACGCCGAGAGUAACGUCAGCAAAGCCAUCUACGAACCUCCGGAGAAACUCAACUCCAUCGAGAAUAUCAAACCCCGGGUCGACACGCGAACUGCUUCCGGUGUCGCACACCCCGGCGAGAAAACCUUGCCAAUCGAACCGCCGCGCGUCUCUUCCGUUGCCUUCCCGAGCCGCCCCAUACAAGCCCCGAGCCGGUCCACUUGGCAGCACGGAUUCGCCGGAUGUUUCUGUCAAUGCUCCCAGAAUCGACAAGAUGUUCGAGUUCCCAUUAUCAUCUCUCGACAAUCCUCUGCAGCUGCCGAGCCGAAGAAAUUUGUUGGCGUCGCCUCAUUCCAUCACCAAAGACAAAUGCACAGUUCAGAUUCUGGACAGAACAUUUGCCAUUCCUCAGUCGGCUCACGGCAGCGAGUGCUCGGAGCUGAACAAUCCGGCCAGCGCCGGCGACGUGGGAUCGAGCCGUUCGUCGUCUGACUCCCAGCAACGCAGGUUCGACACCUCGUCGUACCAGCAGCGCGCUGAAGCGCUCGAGGGGUUGCUCGAGUUCAGCGCGCAGCUGCUGCAGCAGGAACGAUUCGACGAGCUUCAGGUGCUGCUGAAGCCGUUCGGACCGGAGAAGGUUUCGCCGCGGGAAACCGCCAUUUGGCUGACAAAGAGCUUCAAGGAGAACAUAGCUUGAGUGAAGAACAGCACACACAGCCAUGGUGAACUUUAUAUAUGAAUGAAGUCGUGGCUGCAGAGUUAACUAACUAACUGCCUGUAGGUUAUGCCAAAUGUUGAGGACACACACAUAUAUAUAUAUAGUAUGUAUGUAUGUGUGUGUGUGUAUGUAGUGUGUAGAUUUUGCUGAGAUUAAGCAGAUUAUGGAAUGGUGAGUAGAAUUUGGAGUAAUCCUAUGUAUGGAUGUUAUGCUUUUCUCUGAAAA
Molecule: messenger RNA, 2527 nt
Organism: Andrographis paniculata
Lineage: Eukaryota; Viridiplantae; Streptophyta; Magnoliopsida; Lamiales; Acanthaceae
Product: serine/threonine-protein kinase Nek2-like
Exons: 17
Coding region: 530-2281 (583 amino acids)
Biological process (GO): protein phosphorylation
Molecular function (GO): protein kinase activity; ATP binding
Source: RefSeq, a predicted model, not a curated record